AUGGAUAUUAAAGGAAAACUUCGAUCAUCUUUCCAAAAAUGUUGGAAAUGGUUUAAUAAAGAACAUAUAUAUUAUAGAUUAUUUUGGGGCGUUGUAAUUAUCAUUUCGGCAUGGAAUAUAAUAUGGAUAUUUUUGUUGACUCUAACACGUUUCUUUUCGGAUUCAAUAAGUAUUGGCAUUGAGACAACCUAUCUACGUUGGAACAAUACAUUUCCGGCCGUCAGUUUUUGUUUGACCAAAAAUCGUUCCAGUAGUCGUGUUAUGGAAUUUGUAAAAACGGAAAAUAUAACACAUAAAGUGUCGGCAACAAAUUAUGUUAAAAAUCUUCACGAUUAUAUGUUUACAAAUCCGAAUCAUAUACAUUUUAAGGAAGAUUAUUGUGAUGGUUUGAAUAGUACUUGUGGUGUGGAUAUAUUAAGAGUGAGAAAAGAGCUUUUACCCAAAUCGUGUGAGGAUUUUAUGACAAAUAUUUCAUUUCGAGGAAUGUUGUACGAAAAUUGUACGGAUAUUUUUACAUUUCAUGAAUUGGAGAUGGGUUACUGUUAUUUAUCUAAUAAUUUAAUUGACUAUGAAUCAGUUAACAAUUUACCUUUAAAAUUUGAUAUAUCACAUACCGACAAGAGCAUGAAAAUAUAUUUAAGAGGUGGUUUCUUAUGGAAAUAUGAAAUGUACGUACAUAGUCCCGAGGAUUUGCCUUAUUUCAAUUCAAUUACAUAUGAUUCGUUUUCGGAUCCUACCGUAUAUAGAUUCAAUGUUGAGGAAUAUGAUAAUAAUCCAGAUGUUAAACAUGAAUCGAUAAAACAGAGAUCAUGUAAAUUUCCAGAUGAACGAGAUCCUGGAUCACCAUGGCAUUAUAGUUUCUCAAAUUGUAUGUCUUAUUUAAGAAUACAAUUCGAAUUGGAGAAAUGUAAUUGCACUCACUAUACUUCACCCAAAAUAUUUAAAUUAAGUUUUCAAUAUUACGUUAUGAAGUGUUUUUUAAUAAUCCCUAUUUUUAACAUAAUGACUGGUGUAGGGUAUCAUAUGGUCGGCUAUGUCCGGCUAUUCGUUCAUAAUUGUUCUUUUUUAACAGAUAAAUCACAAUAUUGCGAUAUUAAGGGUUUAAAAUGUAUUGAAGAAGCUCAAAUAUCUACUCAAACAAAGGAAUAUGUGGUUAAAAAUAAUGCAUGUUAUCCGUCUUGUUUGGAACAGCAAGUUACAUUAGUUGGCUCUAAUGAAAUUGGAAACAUGGAAAUUCCCAAUAUGUUUUAUGUUGAAGUAAGUAUAACAAAUUUACCCACUGUACGUUAUAAUCGUGUUGUUACACAAACAUAUUUGGAUUUAGUAGUUUCAGUUGGAGGCGUUAUUGGACUAUUUGCGGGAGCAUCAGCUUUAAAUAUUUUUGAAAUAUUUUAUGUAAUAUUACGAAGAAAUUAAUGGUAUUGUGUAUUUGAAAGAGUUUUAUGACAAUAAAUUAAGUUAAUAAUUAUAAUA
Messenger RNA from Lucilia cuprina (Australian sheep blowfly), 1473 nucleotides. RefSeq lists its product as uncharacterized. Gene Ontology annotation, biological process: sodium ion transmembrane transport. Gene Ontology annotation, molecular function: ligand-gated sodium channel activity. The transcript is spliced from 11 exons. Bases 1 to 1416 code for a protein of 471 amino acids. The record is from RefSeq and is a predicted model, not a curated record. Lineage: Eukaryota; Metazoa; Arthropoda; Insecta; Diptera; Calliphoridae. Gene Ontology annotation, cellular component: membrane.